Molecule: messenger RNA, 3043 nt
Organism: Pangasianodon hypophthalmus (striped catfish)
Lineage: Eukaryota; Metazoa; Chordata; Actinopteri; Siluriformes; Pangasiidae
Gene: cldn7a
Product: claudin 7a
Exons: 4
Coding region: 341-973 (210 amino acids)
Biological process (GO): bicellular tight junction assembly; cell adhesion
Cellular component (GO): plasma membrane; bicellular tight junction
Molecular function (GO): structural molecule activity
Source: RefSeq, a predicted model, not a curated record
GCAACUCCACUCUGUCCGUCUCAUCCAGUCUGAUCUGGAUACAGCUUGUGGAUUAAAAACUACCUCCGACUAUUGGUCGUGACGUCACAACAUCCCGUUUAGCCCAGGGGUUGAUGCAGACAGGCGCGCGCUCCGACUCGCACUUCGUCUUCAGCAGUCCAGGCGUUAAAUUAGUUUGUCUGUUAGUUCACUGGUGGCAGAAACUAAAAGAAAGACACGUGUCUCAUAGACGUUUCCAGCGCCAAGUAGUUUUUUUACGCCUUAUUAUUCAAGGACACGUCAGAGCAGCAGGUGCACAUCUGGAAAAGUAAAGUAGACUGUGCUUCCAUUACACUGAACCAUGGCGAACUCAGGAGUGCAGCUGCUCGGCUUUUCCCUGUCUCUGGUGGGCGUCAUGGGGCUCAUCAUUGGCACGGUGCUGCCGCAGUGGAAAAUGUCAGCCCAUGUGGGAGACAGCAUCAUCACGGCUGUGGCUACUUACCAGGGCCUGUGGAUGUCCUGCGCUUUCCAGAGCACUGGUCAACUCCAGUGCAAAAUCUACGACUCCGUCCUGCAGCUGGACAGUUCUCUCCAGGCAACCCGCGCACUAAUGAUUGUUGGCAUCAUCGUGUCGAUUGCUGGACUGGGAGUCGCCUGCGUAGGUAUGAAGUGUACCACAUGUGGAGAAGACAACAAAGUGCGUAAAGCCCGCACUGCUAUGACAGGCGGCAUCAUACUGCUCAUAGGGGCUCUCAGUGCCAUUGUUGCAUGCUCUUGGUUCGCCCACAACGUGAUCCGUGCUUUCUACAACCCCUACACUCCGGUCAACACCAAGUUUGAGUUUGGCGCAGCCAUUUUCAUUGCAUGGGCCGGAUCUUUUCUCGAUGUUCUUGGCGGAGCUUUAUUGGUGGCCUCUUGCCCUCGAAGCAAACAGGUGUCCAAGUACCCUAAAAACUCUGCUCGCACUUCCAGCAGCACCAAGGAGUACGUGUGAUUGCUUACACAUGACCAGACAGGAACUAUAUAUGAUAAAGGAUCCCUGUAAAAGGAAAACGGGACUGAGCCUGAUGGAUUGAACUGAUGUAGGUGGAAAACAUGGUUAAUCCAUAGAGUGAGAACGGCAGAAGGUGCUGAUUAUAAUAUGCCAUCUUCAGCAUUAUAAUAUCUUACAAUUAUUGAAAAACAAGAGUUUUUACGUUUUAUAAUGACCCAUGGUGCAAAGGAACAGUCAAGUAUUACUAGCUCUUUGAGUUUGUUAUAAUAGAAAACUGUAGGCUUCUAGUACUCUAUCUGAAUCCAGUCACACGUCUUUUCAAAGAUUAGUGUUGAAUGUGUAUGACGGAGAGUUACUAUCAACCCCACUAGAGGGCAUUAAAGACCCUUCAGUUGCAUAAAGUACACAACUGCCUAGAAAACUGAAUAACCAGGACCUAAACCUUUCACUGUCUAACAGGAAAAGCGGUGUAUUCCCUCUGGGCAUCCUAGAAGUUUGAUUUAACCCUCAAAGUCAACAUUUGUUUAAAACAAAAAGUUUGCUAAUACGCAGGGCCACAUACAUAUCCCAGUACACUCCAGAAUACACUUUGCAUGAACAGCAUUCAAAAGUUACACACAUGCUGUUUUGCUGUUUCUUUUGGACUGACUUUAGGUAUUUCAGCUAUAUUUGUCAGUGUAGAUUUAGUAAUAGAGAAAUGAAUGUAUUUAGUGGUGCUUUUUCUAAUGCUGCAGCAUGCAGCCUCGAUGGCUGUCAUUUUUACAGUAUUAAUUGCUUAAUCUCUUGGAAGACAAAAGAUUCCUCUCUUGAAAGACUCAGAUUGUGUCUCAAUUCAAACUCCAUUUUAAUAUGUAGUGAAUUACUUACCAUUGGCACCUAUAAACCUUGAUAAAAACAAACUACAAGAAUGGUGUUGAGUAAAUACACAAAAAAAAACCACACAGAUCUUAGCAAAUAUAUCAUGGCUAACAAAUGACUGACAAAAUAGUAUACAUACAAACAUAAAAAUAGUGAUACAAGAUCUAGUGGUGUCUUGUCUAUUUAUAUGUGUAUUUGGCCUCCAUCUGGAAUUUUUUUUGUUGUUGUUGCUGUCAGUUGGUUUGAUUUAUGAUACACUAGCUGGGUUGUAGCACAUGUAUGUUCCAUAAUGUCUGAGUUUCAUUGUACAAUGUUGUUAGUGGUUCACAAUUCCAGUUCUGGGAACCUUAUACUAUGCACAUUUUUGUCAUUUUUCUACUUUAACACACGUGAAGCUGCUCAUAAAGGGCUUGAAUCAGGUGUGUUAGAGCACGGACAGCACAAAAACACACCAAACAUGGGGUCCCCAUGACUGCAAUAAGGAAAAAAACACUGAUUUAGAUUAAAUCUAGUGGCUGAAUCUGUGUUAGAUCAGAAUAAAGAACCGGUUUCAGAUACACUCUCUGCUUUAUCCAUCACUCACACUAAGAUACUAUCUUUUAACACUGAACCCACCUCAAACCUGGGCUCUGGAUCUCUCGCACAGUGAAGUGAAUAUAUCGAGCACUUGGAUCUAUAAGCUGUUCCUGCACUGUUACGUUUUCGUUAGAUAAGCUGAAUGUUAAUACAGUGCUGUUUUGAUACACAAGUAAAUGUGAUAAAGCUGCUUUUUUUGCCUCUUUAUCAGUGGUCUAAUGUAUAAAUCAACAGAAAAUUUUACAGUUGUGAGAACUAAAAGUGUUUACCGUACAGGUUCACAUCCCAUUCAGCUCUAGUCCACUCAAAAAAAAAAAAAAAAACACUUUAAUACAACCAAUGAUGAGAAUAAUUCUCUGAAAUGUUAGCGACAUAUAUCAGUGAGUCAGUGUGUAUUUUAGUCUUCCACCAAUUUAUGUACUUUUACAAUAACCAUAUAAAGUGGAUCUAUAUAAUCAAGUGCUUUCCUGUUUAUCAUACUGCAGUAUAGUGUAGCCUCCACAAGUGAGGUUACGUCUCUCUGUGUUCAGUGAUUUUUGUGCUAUGUUUCUUUUUUUUUUCUUGCUAAAAUGACAAAUGCAAAAUAAAAUGUCCCAAUGCAAAAUAAAUACAAAAUUAAAUUUCUAUUAUUUAUAA